AUGAACAACUCUUCUACAGGAUCCUCAUCGAAAUCAAAAGCCGGGUCUUCUUCACAGUCUUCAGAAAGUUCAUUUAAGCGAAAGCGGGGAGUGUUUCAGAAAGACUUGCAGCAUAUGAUGUAUGGUUUUGGUGAUGAUCCAAAUCCGCUCCCAGAGACUGUGGCACUUGUGGAGGAUAUUGUCGUGGAAUAUGUGACAGAUUUGGCACAUAAAGCCCAAGAAAUCGGAUCAAAGAGGGGAAAGCUAUCGGUUGAGGAUUUUCUGUAUCUAAUUCGCAAGGAUCCUCCAAAACUCAAUCGUUGUACAGAGUUGCUGUCUAUGCAAGAGGAGCUAAAACAAGCAAGGAAGGCCUUUGAGGUAGACGAAGAGAAGCUAGCAUCGACAGAGUGA
Messenger RNA from Dovyalis caffra, 390 nucleotides. Lineage: Eukaryota; Viridiplantae; Streptophyta; Magnoliopsida; Malpighiales; Salicaceae. The record is from the annotation of a GenBank genome assembly.